Molecule: messenger RNA, 941 nt
Organism: Dipodomys spectabilis (banner-tailed kangaroo rat)
Lineage: Eukaryota; Metazoa; Chordata; Mammalia; Rodentia; Heteromyidae
Product: zinc finger protein 566-like
Exons: 5
Coding region: 228-545 (105 amino acids)
Biological process (GO): regulation of DNA-templated transcription
Source: RefSeq, a predicted model, not a curated record
CUGGAAGGUAGCUGAGAGUUUUUUGUCCUGCAGUUGGCGAUGAGGGUGACACCCCCCUGCUUCUGCUCGGUGUACCUUGGGAGCUAAAAUCAUAGGUGUAGUUAUUUGAGCAGGAACAUCUGGAACAAAGCCAGACAGGGUUUUUCCUGACUCCAUUUGCCUUCUCUCCCAGAAAUAAUUCCAGAAUCUUCUGUUCAUAUGUUUUGUUGACCAACAGCAAUAGCAAAAUGGAUGGAUCUCUGAGGAUGGUGUCAUUUGAGGAUGUGGCCAUUGAUUUCAGCUGGGAAGAGUGGGAGUACCUGGAUGAUGAUCAGAAAACAAUGUAUAGAGAUGUAAUGCUGGAGACCUACAGCAACCUGGUGUCCUUGGGGCACUAUGUUCCUAAAUCUAAAGUGAUUGUCAAGCUGGAGCAAGGUGCAGAGCCAUGGAUGAGAGAAGCCUCGGACAAAAAAUUAACAGGUCAUGGAACAUUCAGAGAGCACAGUGGAACACAUUUUGGAAGUACUUUGUGUGUAUGUGUUGUGUGUGUACAUAUUUUUGUGUAAAAGUCCUGGUUUUCAAACUAUGAGCCUGGGCACUGUCCUUGAGCUUUUGUGCUCAUAACUAGUGCUCUAUUAAUUUUAGGCUCCACUUCUGACUUUUUGGUGAUUAAUUGAAGAUAAGAAUCUCAAAGACUUUUCUGCCCUGGCAGGCUUCAAACUGUAUUUCUUAGAUUCAGCCUUGUAAUUAGCUAGAAUUAACAAGCAUGAUGCACUGGUACCUAAAAAUUGAAGCAGAUAUAAGGAAAUGGAAAAACCCUCUAUGCUCCUGGAUAGGAAGGAUAAACAUCAUUUUAAUGCCCAAAGCAAUUUACAUAUUCAAUGUAAUACCCACCAAAAUCCCAACAACAUUCUUCAAAGAGAUAGAGAAAGCAAUUCAGAAAUUCAUAUGGAAUAAUAAAA